Rhipicephalus sanguineus (brown dog tick) is the source of this 1916-nucleotide messenger RNA. Its product is annotated as E3 ubiquitin-protein ligase Topors. Gene Ontology annotation, molecular function: ubiquitin protein ligase activity; metal ion binding. The transcript has 3 exons. Gene Ontology annotation, biological process: protein monoubiquitination; protein polyubiquitination. The coding region runs from base 134 to 1399 and encodes 421 amino acids. The record is from RefSeq and is a predicted model, not a curated record. NCBI's taxonomy places the organism in Eukaryota, Metazoa, Arthropoda, Arachnida, Ixodida, Ixodidae.
AUUUCGACUAUAGCAUCCGUCAACGUCCGAACGUGGAGCGGCUGGCAGGCUAAGUUCAAGGACACAAGUGGAAUACAACCACCGCGUACCCGAGGCGGACGGAACAGCCCAACAAGAAACAUUUGACAUCCAGAUGGCUACCCCUCCUUCACACUGUGACUCACCAAGUGAUGCUACGGCUGAUCCUACCGGCUCAACGCAGGAACCGACAGAUGCUACGACGCCGGAGCGACCGUCUAGCCACAACGCCAGCACCCCAGGAGAUAACUGUGCCAUUUGCUUGGGACGGGCCGAGAACAAGGCAUUCCCAGAUGGCUGUUAUCACCAUUUCUGCUUCUCCUGCCUUGUUGAGUGGUCCAAAGUGAAAGCCGCAUGUCCCCUGUGUCUGCAACCGUUCAAAAGCAUCAUCCACAACGUCCGCUCAGACGAAGACCACGACCGAUACAUCGUCAGGGAGCAGCCGCGCUCCGCGGUGUUGCCAUUCGGUGGUUCUGCGCGAACACUUUUGAUCCCUGUACAGGUGGUUCCCCGAGGGCAGUUUAUGCAACGUCGACAAGAACGGGAGGGGCAGCCACAGCUGCCCUAUGUAACGCUCCCAAAUCAAUACCCCAACAUUAGCAGGAGGCCCGUAACGAGUUCCUUUAGGCUUCAGAUGUACCUUAGCAACCUGUGGGCUGUCCCCCACAUCCCGAGCUCUCGCCAUGUGUCACCAGAACUCUACCGUGCGAAUCCACAUCAAGUUGAGCGUCUCGUCCCCUGGAUCAACCGCGAGCUGAACGCAUUGAUGGAGCGCAACGAAACGCGUGUAUCGGCUGCUUCAAAUUACGUGCUGUCUCUAAUCUUGAAUUUGGACAUCAGGCAUCCCGACUUUUCCCAAAAGGUACAACCUUUGCUCAUUGCGCGUACGGAGCACUUUGUCCAUGAGUUCUAUUCAUUUGCAAGCUCAAUGUUUGAAACCAUGGACGAUUAUGAUCGUCACAUAGUGUACGCUUCGCGCUCCUUAGGUUGGUCUGAGGCAAACCCUGUCGAUUGUUUCACGCGGGUCUUCCUGGGCUUGACACCAGCAUCUGCUCCAAGAGCAUCGGCUGCACCAGUUGUAACGUACGACCCGCGUCAGCCGCGUUCCGGCGGCCGUGCUGUUUUAAGGGUGCCGGUGGUCGCGUCAAGAACGGACAACGACAGCAACUUUGACCGCUCGAACUGCUUCGUGGUGACAGUGCCAAACCCGUUCAGGAACAGAACUCCCGAAGUGUUCAACGAGGACAAUGUCUCCGCAAGUGACAUCGCACGUCCAUGCGACCAGGGUGCGGGACCGAGUAACUCAAGUUGCCCAUCGGAUGAUAGGACUCUCGAUCGUCGUGCCACAAGCGACUCGUUCUCGAGGGAUGAAAAUGCGUAGUAGCCUGGGAGCAGUUGCGUUUGACGUUGUGCCACAAGCGAUUCAUAAAGCGAUGCAGAUUACCACCUUCAUAGGCGGAAUCCGCAAGCACACGCACGAGAGCAUUUAAUGGAGGCACGCGACGAACUCUAGACAAGCAUGGGCCCUAUUUACUGUCUGGGCAAAGAAAAGAGUACGAACGUGAUGCAGGUUGGGGUUGCAGCUUCGAUAGCUCGAUGCUAUCAUUCUCACCACCAUCACCACCAACACUGACUGGUUUAGGAAAAAGUCGACGAGGAAAUGUAACCUCAACGAGUCGUACUUUACACUUGAUUUUAGCUUUUCAGAUAUGUCUAGAGAUGUACACUGAAGGGUUGUUCUUAGCGUACCAACUUUAUUUGUUUCAUUGGUUGACUCUUUAAGUGUACAUGUGGUUUAUUUUCGUUCACUCAGUGUCCAAACCUAAAUCAUCUCAUACCUUUGCUUGGCAACCUCACCAUUCACGGCCAAUUCUAAAUAAACUUCAUGACGAAGGCCU